AUGCCUGCUGCCAUUCUUGUGUGUGCCCUUCUGGCUCUUGCAACGCUGGCGGCCGUAGAUGCCACGGUGUACUUCCAUGAGGAGUUCAAGAGCCUUGAUCACUGGACCCCCUCCAAGUACCGCGAUGAUCUCGGCAAGGUGGAGCUGUCGGCGGGCGACUUCUACGCGGACGCAGAAAAGAGCAAAGGCCUCCGUCUGAUGGACGAUGCCCGCUUUUACGCCUUCUCGACGGCCCUGCCCACACCCAUCACCAACGACGGGAAGGACUUUGUGGUCUCCUUCUCGGUGAAGCACGGGCAGGAUCUGAAGUGCGGCGGCGGCUACAUCAAGCUGCUCCCCGCGAUGGAUGCGGAGAAGUUCAACGGUGAGACGAAAUACUGGCUCAUGUUCGGCCCGGACCGCUGCGGGGCAAAGAACAAGGUGCAUAUCAUCCUGCACCGCAACGGGGAGAAUCACGAGUGGUCCAAGAACAUCCACUUCCCAGAUGACAAGCUGACGCACGUGUACACCCUGCGCAUCGCCACGGACAACACGUACGAGUUCUUCCUUGACGGCGAGUCGAAGGCGAAGGGCGCCCUCGAGGAUGACUGGAGCCUUUUGCCGCCACGCGAGAUCACGGACGAGACCGACAAGAAACCCGAUGACUGGGUGGACGAGAAGACCAUGGACGACCCAGAGGACAAGAAGCCGGCGGACUGGGACGAGGAGCCCGAGAUGAUCCCGGACGAAGAGGCGAAGAAACCCGAAGACUGGGACGACGCGGAGGACGGCGCGUGGGAGGCCCCGAUGAUCCCGAACCCGAAGGCGAAGGGCGCGUGGAAGCCGCGGCAGAUCCCCAACCCUGCGUACAAGGGGGAAUGGAAGCCGCGAGUGAUUCCCAACCCGGAGUACAAGCCGGACGAUGGCCUCUACAAGAUCCCGGAGCCGCUCGCACACGUUGGAAUUGACAUCUGGCAGGUGGAGUCAGGCAGCAUCUUCAAGAACAUCGUGCUUGGCGACGACGUGGCGGAGGUGCUGGAGUUGGUGAAGGAGACGUACGGCAGCCUGAAGCAGGCGGAGGCAGAGGCGCUCAAGGCCUUUGAGACGAAGCAGGAGGCGAAGAAAGCGGAAGAGGCGAAGGAAGCGGAAGAGGCGAAGGAAGCGGAAGAUGAGAAGGAAGCGGAAGAUGAGAAGGAAGCGGAAGAUGAGAAGGAGUCGGAGGAGGUGAAGGAGUCGGAAGAAGCGAAGGACGCGGGCGCCGACGGUGACAAGGAGGACUUGUAA
Messenger RNA from Trypanosoma rangeli, 1263 nucleotides. RefSeq names its product calreticulin. NCBI's taxonomy places the organism in Eukaryota, Euglenozoa, Kinetoplastea, Trypanosomatida, Trypanosomatidae. The record is from RefSeq and is a predicted model, not a curated record. Bases 1 to 1263 code for a protein of 420 amino acids. The transcript has a single exon. Gene Ontology annotation, molecular function: calcium ion binding. Gene Ontology annotation, cellular component: endoplasmic reticulum membrane; endoplasmic reticulum. Gene Ontology annotation, biological process: protein folding.